This is a messenger RNA of Ceratosolen solmsi marchali, 1953 nucleotides long. RefSeq names its product tetratricopeptide repeat protein 39C. The record is from RefSeq and is a predicted model, not a curated record. The transcript is spliced from 10 exons. Gene Ontology annotation, biological process: cilium assembly. The coding region runs from base 9 to 1859 and encodes 616 amino acids. Gene Ontology annotation, molecular function: protein binding. Lineage: Eukaryota; Metazoa; Arthropoda; Insecta; Hymenoptera; Agaonidae.
UUGAGGAAAUGGCUUCAUCGGUUUCCGAGGCUGAUUGGUGCACAGCCAGAAAGGGAAUAUCUCUUCUGUUAAAUAAUAAAACUAAAGAGGCCGAGGCCUUAUUUUCUCAACAUCCAUGUAGCUUUCACAUCAAAGCCGGUCGAAGUUUUCUAUUAUUUAUGAAUGCGCUCAUGACUUUCGAGGAUGAUAAACUUCAACAGGCCGUACAAGUACUACGAGACAUGGAAAGGGAAUGUGCCGGCGACAUUGGAUGGCUCAAGUCAAUGAGGAACAGAGUUUUUGGGUCCGAUUUCACCGACAGCGACUACGUGAGGAAACUGGAGCGCCAGGUGGUACUCGCGGACUCGCAGGUUUGCGCCGCUCUGCUUACGCUUCUCCAGCAGGAGUUGAGCGGCUACGUGAGGGGCGGCUGGAUACUGAGGAAGGCCUGGAGAGUCUAUCAGCACACAUACAACCAAAUACUCGAGCUCUACAGACGCACCUUUGGCAGCAAUCCCUCCGGCUUCCACUCGAUGUACGGCACCCCGGAUGCGAACGACGGCACCUCGAGCCAGCAGCUGAGUCCCGCGAGUCCGUCGUCCGACUGGUCGAUACCUUCCUACGACGGCCCCUCGACGACCUCUUUGUCAUCGUCGAUGCCCUCGCCGUCAGGUUUGCGCAGCUCUCUGUCAAUGCUCUUCUCGCUCGCUGGAAUCACAUCGGAGCAACAGACACCCUUUGUCGAACCGUCCGAAGUUACGAGGCUAAUGUCGGCCGUUAGCUUCGGCUAUGGAAUAUUUCAGCUGUCCGUCAGUCUAUUGCCACCAUCUUUACUCAAACUAAUCCAUUUUUUGGGCUUCGAGGGAGACAGACACGCCGGUCUUACAGCACUGAUGUAUUCGAGAUUGAGCGAGGACAUGCGAGCUCCUCUUGCCACAUUAUCACUAUUAUGGUAUCAUACUAUUGCAAGACCAUUUUUUGCUAUCGAUGGCUCAAAUGUCAAGGCUGGCGUCGAUGCAGCUAAGGAAUUAAUUGCAGAAUGCAGUCCUGAAUUUGAAAAUUCAGCCCUAUUUUUGUUCUUUGUGGGCAGAAUCGAACGUCUCCAGUCGAAUGUCAGCCGUGCACUAAGGGCAUACAAGAAAGCAGUGGAAUUGUCGACGCAAAGAGAAGUGACAUUGCUAUGUUUGCACGAGGUUGCCUGGUGCCACUUGAUUCACCUUAAUUACAAAGAUGCUCAAAGCUCCUUAACUACAUUGCAGGAAGAAUCUCGUUGGUCCAAGAGUUUCUAUGCUUAUCUUGCCACUGUCUGUUCGGGAGCAGAAGGCGAUUUGGACAUUUUGCUGCUAACGUAUAAAAAGCUUUUAAUUUUUAUGGAGGGUACAAUGAAGGAAACGCAGCUUGGCUUAUUUAUUUCCAAGCGAGCGCCAAAACUCAUUAAUGAAGAAAACGGAUGCGCAUACAGUCCGACAUAUUAUAAAUUUCUCAUUUAUGAGCUACUUUAUCUUUGGAACGCAUUACCCUCUUGUUCUAAUGAAUCACUUAACAGUAUUUUACUUGAAUGCAAAAAUAGUUAUUUCGAAGAGCCAAUGGAUGGCUUGUCAGAUUUAAUCGAAGGAAUCUCUUAUUCUUACCUUAGAGAUAAAGAGGCUGCAGCGAGAUGCUAUCGUAAUUGUUUAAAACGACGAUUACCAUCCAAAGAUAACGAGGAUCGACAUAUUAGUGCAUUCGCACUUUAUGAACUUGGCAAUAUAUUGUACAUUCAAAGUAAUAUUGAGGAAGGGAGAUGCGUACUGCAAAGGGCACUGUCACAAUAUAAAGAUUAUGAUUUCGAAAGUCGUUUAACCGUUCGAAUUCACGCAGCUUUGAAAAAAGUAUCUUAAGAGAGUGAAAGAAAGAAGAUAAUAAACAUUAGGAUACUCUUGUUUUAUAAAUGCACGUUACAAGGAAAGCCGAUAUUCAUUAUUGUACAGUCAU